Molecule: messenger RNA, 2407 nt
Organism: Dendronephthya gigantea
Lineage: Eukaryota; Metazoa; Cnidaria; Anthozoa; Malacalcyonacea; Nephtheidae
Product: intraflagellar transport protein 81 homolog
Exons: 23
Coding region: 179-2209 (676 amino acids)
Biological process (GO): cilium assembly; intraciliary transport
Cellular component (GO): intraciliary transport particle B; centrosome; cilium
Molecular function (GO): tubulin binding
Source: RefSeq, a predicted model, not a curated record
ACAUGGCCGAAUGACAACAGUUGCCAAGCCAAUGUUUUGGUGGACAUCAGGAGGAGUUAAAGCGCGUAAAAUAAAUUGUUUAUUGAACGAAUGUAAUAGAUUGAUGCUUUAAUCUAGAAGAUCCUAUCGAUCUGGUUUCUAUAAACUCACGUUGAUACAACAUAAUUUACCGACAAGCAUGAGCGAGCAAUUGAAAUAUAUAGUUGACAAUCUCAACCAGAAACCGUACAACAAAAGCUAUAAUUUGAUAAGCUUUGACUCACUAAACCCUCUAACUCUGCUUCAAAUUCUCAAUGAUGUCUUUGCGGAAAUCAACCCACAGCACAAAUUGGAUAUCCGAGAAGAGGAUCCAGAGUCGAUGGUUGUUCGUAUGUUGACGUUCCUGCGUGUACUCAAAUACAAACCUACGAUAGGUGCCGAUAACCCCAAUGCGUUCAGACAGGGGUUGGUUCAAGGGGAAAAGCCUGUCGUUUAUCCCAUUCUACAAUGGCUCUUCCAAAACAUGGAUGACCUGAAAAAACGGGCUUACUUAGCUCGGUAUUUAGUGCGUAUUGAUAUACCACCUGACCAGAUUGCUGAUCAAGAUAUUUCUGAACUCAAUGAAGGGUAUGGUGAACUUAUGGAACAAUUUAAGGAAUUCCAUAAAGAAUUAGAACGGUUAAAGUCAUCUGGAUAUUCAACUGGCGAAAUUAAGAAGGACAUCGUUAACAUGGAGGAUGAACGGGAACAGCUCAUCAAGCGUGUGGACCGUGUGAAAAAGAAGAUUGAGUCUGUGAAGAAUCACGAAAAAAUGAUUACUGCUGCUCGAAAUUUACGGAUCGCGAGAGAACAAGAGACCGAUUUGAGACAACAGAUGAUCGAUCAGAAAAACCAGCUUCUUCAUGCUGAGCAGAAAUACCAGCGACAACAACAACAAUUGAAGAAUACGCGUUCCCAAGGAGUGGGAACAACUGGUUCUGACCUUGUGCGAAAACUUGAGGAGGAAUGUAAGAUAAAUUCUUACCUAUGUCAGGAUAAGAUCCCAAAGGAUAUUGAAGCGAAGCAAAAAGCAAUCGGUGACAUCCAGCGAGUAAUUGAUGAGCCAGCUAUGGGACAGUCUGAUUUAGAUCAGUUAAAUCAGCAGAUAAGACAAUUGUCGGAUGAAAUCAACAAGCUGAUUGAAAAACGCAUGGUUCGCAAUGAUCCAAUUGACGACAAAUUGUCUUUAUUCCGUCAACAGGCUUCAAUAAUCGUUGGUAAGAAAGAUGCAGCUGCAGAAGAACUAAGAGAGGUUAUGGAAGAGUUAAACGCCAAAGAAGGCGAUCUGCAGAGCAAACGUGAAGCACUAAAACAAAGUGAAGGAUCCGAAGUUAUUAAAGGAGACGAGUUUAAAAGAUAUGUUAACAAGUUACGAAGUAAAAGCACUGUGUACAAAAAGAAACGACAAGAAUUAACUGAAUUGCGGGCAGAAUAUGGUGUUCUCUCACGUUCAGAAGAAAUUUUAAAGGGUCGCGAAGGACAACUUAACGACCAUUUAUCUCAGUUGGAAGUACAAAAAGGAGUGUCAGGUUUUCACGACACACAAGAGGAAUUGGAAAAGGUGUCCUCUGUGAAAAGUGGUUUGGACGAACAAAAAGGAAAAUCCCUAGAUGAAAUUUCUGAUAUGGUACGAAAAUUGAACUCCACAAUUGUAGAAAAGAAAAGCUCGCUGGCUCCAAUCAUAAAGGAACUAAGGCCAAUGAGGCAGAAGUGUCAGGAAGUGACUGCAGAAUAUGAUGAAAGAAAAGCAAUUUACGAAAACCUGGCUGCUAAUCUCGAGAGCAAUAUGUCCAAAUUGGAACAAGAAGUUAAAGCAUUAAGAGAUGAGCUUGCCCAUGAUGAAAGCAGAUACUUUUACUUGAAUUCCAUGACGAAGCUUCUUAAAAUACAAGAGAAUCGAAUUGAAGUAGAAAUGAAGUCAUAUACAUCAUCGGAUCCCAACGAUAAAAAGAAAUCUUACAGAGAACAAUAUACAAAGAAAAUUCAAGAGCAAGAAAAUUUGGGAAAGAGCUUAAGAGAAAAGCAGAAAAGUGUUCGUGAAAACCAUGGGCCUAGCAUCAAACAAAUGAAGAUGUGGAACGAUCUGACUACGUUGUUGGAGUGCAAGCGAGAAUGUUUAAAGAAAGCCAGUUCCCAAUCUAAAGUUCCGUCUUCAGUGCAAAACGGUGAAGAUGAUGUAUUGAUACUGUAGUUUAUUUAAGAUAAAUGUAUAUUUCUGCAUAUAUUCCAUUUAAUAUAGUUAAAGUUAUGAUUAGUUAUUGCAGCGUUUCCAUUCUCCCGUAAAUCGCCUAUCACGAUCCGAAUUCAUAAUAUAUUCUAUUUAUUAUACUGUAAUUAUGGUAACUAGCCAUUUGCCACAAAUAAAAAAAUAACUUGUUGACUUCGAUGU